AUGCCGAGUUCUCCUAGUUCCGUAAUUGUCGUCGAUGACUCUAGCGACGACGAAUCUUUACCCCAAAACAUUCGACAGAAUGUUGUCUUGAUUGUUAGUUCAUCUGACGAAUCAGACACAGAUCAUCUUAUUCCUCAGAAGAAGUUGCGAGUGGCGUCUCCCACUGCCCCUAAGAUCGGAAAGGAAGGCCAUGGCAGUGAAACGGAGAAGGAUAGGAAUGAAGCAAGUAGUACGAAUGACAGGGAUCAAGAUAGCGGUACCUGUGAGCAACCGACGCCUUACGUCAAAAUGGCGACCCCAGUUAAAAAGACGAGCUCAACUAGCCAAUCUAGUGCAACUAUGAAGUCUGAAGAUGAUACUGAUGAGAAGACGCCACCGUUGCGAACCGCAUACAGCAAUGUACGGAUGUAUUCGGAUUGUAUGUCUUUCAGCAAGUUACAAGCACAGCAGCGCGAGUUGGAGAGACUACAGGCUUACGCACAGCGCUCGAGCAAAUUGAUGCCUUGCAAUACCGCACACCGAGCAGCUACGGGAUCGAAGCGUAAGGCGAGCGACCCCAUGUCGGUGACGCACAGUCUUCAAACUGAAAGCUCGGUUAUGAUGAACAUAAGGUCACCGUUACCAUUCAACGUUAAUUUUUCCGAAUCAAGUAACUGUUCUUCUUCGAUGUCACCCGAAAAGAAGAAUGACGCAGCUGCAUGUAGUGUCCAAGCUAAGCCGAUGUCUCUUCAGGAUGUGGUGGCACAAGAGUCAGAGCUUGCAAAACUGCGCAGCGAGAAUGCGAAUAACGAAAGUCAUGUGAUUUCCCUCAACCAGAAUAAAAUAUUGGAACCAAUGACACAGUCGUCAGUACCAAGAUCAUCACUUUCUCCAUUCAGAGACCCAAAAAUCCUCGUUGAUGGACAUGGAAAAUCUGAUCAUGCUGACACCGUAGAGGACGCACCCUUUCAACCUGAGCCGUUCUCGGAAGAAUCACUGUCGAAAUCGGUAUGCAAAUCUGGCAACCCUAGAAAUCCUAGUUUGCUAGAUGCAUUAGGCCGUGCUAGUGAACCGAGACGUAAACGUGGCAAGACAGAUAAAGCUGUUUUUUUGAAGAAAUCUAUCAAGUCCAAGCUCAAAAUGAGAAAGAUUGAACCACGAACUCUAUCUGCAAAAGCAGCAGUGCGGAGCUCUUCUACUACACAAGCUGGUCCUUUCUCCGAAAAAUUGGCGCAUUGCAGAAAUGCUCGAGAUACGGUGAUACCCGGUACGGUGUGGCGAAAUGUGUGUUUUGACACAGCCCCGACCAAUUUGCUGCCGCUCGGUUUGGACAUCUCGCAUCCUUUUUGCUCGGCAUUUGACCUCCCACUUUUGACCUAUGAUGUGGACGGUGAUUUAAAGAGCAAGUGCGAAAUCUUGCCGCUAUUUGGCAAACCAACACAGUCUGUACUACCCACGCUGGUGUCUGCCGAGACUGAAAGGGUCAUAACACAAAAAGACAUGGAAACUCGCGUGACAGAACUCAUUCAACGUGAGUUGCCCAGGCUUCGAGCAUGCCACCAGCGAAAAGCAACGGCUAUCCUUACCGAAGCGCGAGCAAAGGUUCAAAUGUAUCUUGCGGCACACGAAACGCUUAAAUUGCCGAACAUGCACUUACAAACCCAAAGGAAGCGUUUGUGCGAUGAGGAUGUACUGACCAGGUCUUUGCGUAAUCAAAUGAAGCAAGAAAAACCGACGCAAUCAUUAUCUUUGGGAUAUUGCAACGUGAGGGGUGAAACGAGCAAUGUCGAAGAGAAAAUGUUUCCGCAAGACGUUAAUCAGCUCCCUAAUAUUCGUCCGUUAAGCAGAUGCACUACCUACAUUGGCGUGAGAGCGAAUAUCCGUGUAGAGGAUGAUCCAAUUUUGCGUUACAAGCCAUAUUUCGGAGAAGAGGAUGAUGGUGCAGACAUUGACCAAGCCUGGUAUGAUGCAAUUUCACCCAUGAGGUCGAGUCUGUCGAUUGGUCUGCAUGGCGAGGUAAAUGAGUAUUUGUUGCGUCUUGUAGUUCACGAAUUCGGGAUUACCGACAAUGUGUUCAGUGCGCUGGAACGUGUGUCCGGGUUUGCUCAAGCUUACUUGGAUUACAGCGAGAUGAAAAAGUUGGAUGAUUCGAUUUGUCUCGCUGCAUGGCGCAUAAAGAACGCAAAAGAGCUGAUAGCAAAGAAGCCAGAAGGGUUUCCGCUGGCGAAGGUGAUAGCGUUGGAACCAUUGCUACGAGACAACAGUGAUUGUCAGAAGACCCUGGCGGAACGGUUAGCACCACCGCCCACGUAUUUCGACUCCAAUUUGGCAAGGCAUCAUUCAGACCGUGGCUAUGGUUUGGGAUUACGAUCGGCAGAAAACUACUCGGAAUUACUUGUCACGUACCGUGAUAUGUUUUGCCGAAUGUGUUACGAUUACCAUUGUCUUCAGCACGGCAUCGAGCAUCCGCUUCCGUCUCACCGAGUUGAUCCUGUUAACCCUCCCGUCCACCUGUCAGCUGUCGCUUUUGCUGCCCUCGCCAAGUUACAGCCUAGUGAGGAUCUAAGACGAACAGACCGCAGCUCCGAGAGCUGCGCCUCUACUGUGAGUCUUCCGGCCAACACAGACGCAUCAAAUAGUAGCAGCGACGCUGAAGAAAAUGUACAAAGCGAUUAUACACGCAGCGGUUAUGUACAUACUGGUAAUAGUAUUUUCGAGGAACAAGGGUUUCGAAGUGCCAACGAUGGAGAAGUGGCAGUCACUGAACGAUUGCACGAAACUCGCCGAUCUUCUCGCACUUUGACGAGAGUAUGCAGUUUAGCAAGCCGAAGCUUGACCAAGCAAGGUACUCGCCACUCUCGAAAAAAACAUUCUGGGCUUCACCACAUAAAAAUGUAUCCGCCGGUGGCAGACGAGUCUGAGUACCUUGACGAUUCUUACUAUGGACACGUGACUGCCAUCGUCAAACAGUCACAGCAAGCUGACGAAAGGUGCUCAAAGGAAUGCUGGAAAGCUGAACACUCCACUGCUUUUGCAGACGCCGAUUAUGGAUCCGACGAGCUAAAGCGUGGACUAAAAUCACUGAGCGACACUGAACUAACCUUGCUUCGAAAGCUUCGGGUCAUUAUUGGCGACAACCCGUGUAUUCUUUCUGCCAUGAUGAAGUCAACAACCUGCGCGGAAGUUGGGGCAUUUUUGGAAUUAGAGCGCAACAGUAAACAGAUUUGCACGGGCUCGAUGGACGGCGUGCCGCUCUCGCGUGGAGCUCGGAGUCAUAAUGGUCGAAAGCGUGGUAGAGCGCUGGACUUACGCAGCAGUAACAACCGAAUUCUGCAAAAAAGAUCGAAAAACAACCGGGUGAAUCAUGAAUAUGAGCCUUGUGAUCAUGAGGGUGCGUGCGAUUCAACUGGUUGCUCAUGUAUGAUGCGCGAUCAUACAUGUGACAAGGCGUGUUCAUGCUCACGCCACUGCGCCAAUCGGUUCGUUAGUCGAUUUAUCAUGCAAACUGAAUUGUUGCUAAUUGGCGCUUUUGUUUAUCUGGACAUGGCCACAGGUUCCCAGGGUGCAAAUGCAGCCUUGGAAACUGCCGAACCAAGGCGUGCCCAUGUUACAUCGCUGCGCGGGAGUGCAACCCUGAUUUUUGGUGUCGCAUACUCUACCACUCACGGUUGGGGAGCCUUUGCUUUGGAGCCAAUCAAGCGUGGCGAAUUUAUCUACGAGUACCACGGAGCGCUCCUUUCUCAAGACGAAGCAGAACGUCGCGGCAGCAUCUAUGACAAGAUGACUAUCAGCUUUUUAUUUGAUGUUGAUGAUGACUCUGUUGUUGAUGCCAUCCGGAAGGGCAACAAAAGCAAGUUUGCAAACCACUCAACAACUAACAAAAAAUGCAAGGGCAAAGUUCUGACUGUAGGUGGUGAGCACCGAAUCUCAAUUUGGGCCCAGCAAGAUAUCGCGGAGGGCGAAGAGCUGUUUUUCGACUACGGCUACCACGGGGAGACUGCACCAGACUGGAGCUAA
Peronospora belbahrii is the source of this 3996-nucleotide messenger RNA. Lineage: Eukaryota; Oomycota; Peronosporomycetes; Peronosporales; Peronosporaceae. The record is from the annotation of a GenBank genome assembly.